Messenger RNA from Amphibalanus amphitrite, 1065 nucleotides. RefSeq names its product glutathione S-transferase 1-like. The transcript has 4 exons. Bases 145 to 819 code for a protein of 224 amino acids. The record is from RefSeq and is a predicted model, not a curated record. Gene Ontology annotation, biological process: glutathione metabolic process. Lineage: Eukaryota; Metazoa; Arthropoda; Thecostraca; Balanomorpha; Balanidae. Gene Ontology annotation, molecular function: glutathione transferase activity.
CCCUGAGACGGCAGAUUCUGACUAUGCCUGGCCGCUCAAGGCCGGGCUGUGAAGAGGCUGACCCGGCGCCAGUCUCCAUCAGCAGUCUGUGGGAGGAGGCAGACCAGGUGCACCGGACCGGUGACAUUCGCCUGAGUCUACAAGAUGGGCAUUGACAUUUAUGCCAUCACGCCGAGUCCGGCAUGCCGGGCCGCCUUUCUGGUGGCUAAAGCCAUCGGCCUCGACUACAAUCUCAAGAUAGUGGAUCUGGCAAAUGGAGGGAACCGCACUCCCGAGUAUCUGAAGAUGAACCCGGCACACACCGUGCCUGUCAUGACAGACGGCGAGCUGUCAGUGGGUGACAGUAAGGCGAUCAUCACCUACAUGAUGAACCAGUACGCGCCCGCCAACUUGCAGAGCCUGUACCCCCGCGACCCGGCCGCCAGGGCUUUGGUGGAUCAGAGACUGUACUUCGAUUCCCAGCUGUUUGCCAGCCUUCGCGGUAUCAUGUUUCCAGUGGUGUUCCGGAAAGUAAAGGAUCUGAAGAUGUCCCAGGCGAACAUGCCGCGGCUAGAGGAGAACAUGGCGCUACUGGAGACGUUCCUGACGCGCUCCACGUACCUGGCCGGCGAGCACUUGACCAUCGCCGACCUGGCCACGCUGGCCAACGUCUCCAGUGUGGAGGCCGGCGGUCUUGACAUGUCCCGCUGGCCGCACGUGCAGGCCUGGCUGACCAAGCUGAAGGCCGAGCUGCCCUACUACGAGCAGGCCAACGGUGAGGGAGCUCAGAUGCUCGGUGCUAUGUACCAGAAGGCCCUGAAGGAGCUGGGAGGAAAGUAGAUGUGCUGUGAACGCGGAACGAACUGAAAGCAGGAUCGGAGCCCUGCCCUCAAUAAAAUGAUCGGACUUCGGGCGGUGACAGGCAUGACGUCGGCCGGUCACCAAUAGGCUGGAUAGUUUACAGUACAAAUAUGUCUUUGCCCAAUGAUAGAGCUAUCGAGUAUCGAGUAUACACUGAGACCCAAUGCUUCUUAGUUCCUCGCAGCGCGAAUUUUCUUUCAUAUCAAAUACAUGGACACUCUCAUC